Messenger RNA from Trifolium pratense (red clover), 1031 nucleotides. RefSeq names its product universal stress protein PHOS32-like. The coding region runs from base 243 to 728 and encodes 161 amino acids. NCBI's taxonomy places the organism in Eukaryota, Viridiplantae, Streptophyta, Magnoliopsida, Fabales, Fabaceae. The record is from RefSeq and is a predicted model, not a curated record. The transcript is spliced from 4 exons.
AGAAUCCCGAAUAGUGCGUCCUACGUAAGAACCCGAUUCAAAUGCUUCAUCAUCAUUAUUAAUAUUAAUAUUAAUAUUACAUUACAUACAUGUGGUGUAGUAUAUAGUAUCUAUACAUACAUCCGAAUAUGAAUAAUAAAUAAAAGUAUAUUAAAGUAAGAAAACAUUAUAUUAUAUUAGUAGCCACGAAAAUAUAAUAAGCUAGGUACGUACGUAGAUUGAAGAAUAGAAGAUCCAUUAUCAUGGCUCAGGUUUCAGAGAAACAAGUGAUGGUUGUUGGCAUCGAUGACAGUAAUUAUAGCUCCUAUGCUCUUGAAUGGACUCUUGAUCAUUUGAUUACUACACUGCCAAAUCCAAUCUUCAAACUUGUUCUUGUUUAUGCCAAACCUUCUGUUAGUUCUACUGUUGGAUUUGUCGGUCCCGGAGCUGCUGAGGUUUUGCCUAUUGUGGAUGCUGAUUUGAAAAAAACUGCUACUUUAGUUAUUGACGAAGCUAAAGAAAUCUGCACCAAGAGAUCGGUAAAAGACAUAGUAGUGGAAGUGGUGGAAGGUGAUGCUAGAAAUGUUCUCUGUGAUGCUGUGGAGAAGCACCAUGCAUCAAUAUUGGUUCUUGGUAGUCAUGGUUAUGGGGCUAUAAAAAGGGCGGUAUUAGGCAGUGUAAGUGACUACUGUGCUCAUCAUGCUCAUUGCACUGUGAUGAUCGUGAAGAAGCCAAAAACCAAACACUGAUUUUAUCGGCUGCGUGUCUCCAUUGUCCUACAGCAAUCAGAAUAAAUAUUUUCAGCAAAAGGAAACAUUAAUGUUCUUUAAAGUUUUCACUAAGUUGUUUGUUCCAUGUCAUAUUGACUCUAUAGAAUAAGGUUCAUUUCACAUUUUAGUAUGUUUAAAAUACUAAAAUUAGAACAGGAUUUUCCCCUGUCCCAGCCAGUAGCCAUUCUGGUACUUUACUUUGUUUAUGAUCAACUUUUGUAAAUGUGACUGUUCUAUGCAUAAAUGAAUAAUAAUCAUAUAUGUCUGGGGUGAUUUUGUCCA